GUUGGGCUGCUGCUCAGACGUGCUCGGGCGUUGGCCUUGGCUGUCAGUGUGUGGUUGCAUGUGCGUGUGUGUAGAACCAUCUAGCAAGGAAACACGAAGGAAGCGAGCGAGCGUUGAACUGUCAAAUCUCGGACUUCAAGGGCGGCGCUCCCAGCAGACAAGGAAACCUGCGACGUCUACGCAGGGAAAGAGUACCUAUAUCCUGAGUGGCUGUACUCGGUCAAUACCCGACAGGCGCUAGUGCCCCUUAUAUUGUGCCAACAUGGUCAGAGUACAUCAGCCACCAGGUGGGGAGACCAAACUCACCAGUGAUAAUACCACACCUGAACACCAUGCUGUUAGGGUCCUGAAGCCUCCAGGUGGUGGAUCAUCCAUCAGUUUUGGAGAAGAUAGCGAUGAUUACAUGAAGCCCAAGGCGAAGCCUACACCUGCCGAGGAAGUUCCAAAGGAGGAACCGGAGCAAGCUCCUAAGCUUGAAACUAAUGGUAUGGAAAACCCUGAGAAAGAUGGGGCUGCUGUCACCAAGGAAAGUAAUCCUAUCAAUGCCACCAAUGGUUCCACCACAAGUGGGUCUUCCACUCCCACAUCUAGAGUAGAUACUCAAUCCCGUCUCUUUGGAGAAGAGCCGCCAAAGGAGGCACAGUGCCGCCGAGUUCGAGAUCAUCAACGCAGCAACAUCUUUGGGGCAGAGGUGAACACGAAUCCCAAUGGAACACCCAACGGCUCUCCUAGGGCAGCUGGAAACCCUGUCUCUUCAGAGACUCCUGAGAACAAGACCACAGAGCAGCCACAGCCGCAGCAGAAACAGCGUAUCCCUCCAGGUGGUUUCUCCACCAAACUCUGGUAGAUGGGCAUCCCUGGACCUGGAAAGCACUAACUCCACUAAGGCUCUUCGUAGCAGGCAUUAACCUCUCAAAGGAUCAUGAAUAUCUAGGGGAUGCUAACCUUGAAAUUGAACUAGCAUGUAGAAAAGCUGUUCGCAGUCUCAUAGCACAUUAGAUUGAUUGAUUAGUUAAUUUUUUUAACUUUUUGUAAACGAGUUCCAAAUAUUUGCAAAGCCAAUGGCAGGUACUAAGUGUGGAGACUAAUGAGCAAGUAAGCAUAAUGUCAUAACCCUAACUUGAGGAGCUUUGCAUCAUCAAGGAUCAUUAGCAACAAGUUCAUCUUAGUUGUGUAGGUUAUUUGUUAAUCAGUUCAGAUUAAACUCCUUAAUAUUUCAUAACCAUUGUGUGUGUACUAAAAUAAUGCAUAAUACAUUUGGUUCAUAGAUAUAUUUUACUAUCUUUUUAGUUUUAAUCUAAUCUGCAACUCAUUGCCAGAGAAAGCCAACACUGAUCAGCUUGCCUAUUUUAUAUUGUGGUAAGGGUUUUGUGCUUCUGCCUUCUUGCCUCUCAACAUUUUUUAUAUGAAUUCCAAAUAUAUAGCUAGCAUCUGCAAUUUGGAGAAACCGAUUAAAUGUUAAAUUUCAGCCAUUUGAAAGUUGCUCAACUAUAUUGUAUGAAGAAAAUUCAUCUUGGUGUGGAAGCUGUCAUAAAGCUUUACAAUGUGUUAACAAGGAAAGCAAUAGGAUUCAUCAUGCCCAUUCCACUUAGUUUUUAAGAAAAUUUACUCUUAAAAUCCUAAAAAUAUCUUGGAGUAAAUAUGAGUUUGUGAUACACUUCCAUCUAUCAUUCUAAUUUCUAUGAAAGGUAUAUAUUGUCAUCAUUAUUAGAAUUUGGAGAAACAAUACAGCAAUUCCUGCAGAAUGCUCUUAUUUAUGAUGAUUUUUUUAUAUUCCCUUUUAUGAUUACAUUCUAUUAGCAAAUUCCAUCAAGUCUGUGAUAUUUUUUUUUAUGUUACUGGAAGGAUUAGUAUGUAUGUAAUUCACCCAUUUAAUGUGACAUUAGGAGACCUUUAAGGAGAUGAAAUGUAACUAUGGGGAACUCUAAUAAAAUAAAUUAUAAUGCGUAAUCUGGCUCAUGCAGAAAGAAGCCAUUUGUAAUAAUUUCAAUAAACGGAAUCACUCAC
Molecule: messenger RNA, 2007 nt
Organism: Penaeus vannamei (Pacific white shrimp)
Lineage: Eukaryota; Metazoa; Arthropoda; Malacostraca; Decapoda; Penaeidae
Source: RefSeq, a predicted model, not a curated record